Myripristis murdjan (pinecone soldierfish) is the source of this 3825-nucleotide messenger RNA. RefSeq names its product ubiquitin-conjugating enzyme E2 Q2-like. The transcript is spliced from 13 exons. The record is from RefSeq and is a predicted model, not a curated record. NCBI's taxonomy places the organism in Eukaryota, Metazoa, Chordata, Actinopteri, Holocentriformes, Holocentridae. The coding region runs from base 95 to 1225 and encodes 376 amino acids.
CACGCUAACGUGCGAGAUCCAUAGACCCAACUGCGCGGUCGCAUUCCGCCCCAACUUCCCCUCUCCCAGCGGCCUGGUUUGAGAUGAGUGGAAGAUGUCGGUUUCGGGGCUGAAGGCCGAAUUGAAGUUUUUGGAGUCAAUUUUUGACCCAAACCACGAACGAUUCAGAAUAAUAGACUGGAAACCCGAUGAGCUUAGCUGCCAAUUCAAUGUAACAGGAGAAAAGCUGCUGAUCAUUCACUGCAACAUCACGGAAUCGUACCCCUCAACACCCCCAAUAUGGUUUGUUGACUCUGAUGACCCCAGUCUGGCUGAAGUGUUGGAGCGGUUAGACGAUGUGAGAAAAGGCAGCACAUUGCUUCUUCAGCAGCUAAAGCGUCUCAUUUGUGAUCUCUGUCGGCUCUACAACUUGCCCCAACAUCCAGAUGUAGAAAUGCUCGACCAGCCUCUUCCUGCUGGGCCAAUUACCCAAGAGCGAAAGCAGCAUGGGCCAGCAGAUGAGGUGACAUCUGAGGAGGAAGAGGAAGAAGAAAUGGGAGAGCAGGACAUUGAAGACCUGGACCAUUAUGAAAUGAAAGAGGAGGAACCGGCAGAUGGGAAAAAAUCAGAAGAUGACGGGAUAGAAAAAGAAAAUCUGGCCAUCUUGGAGAAGAUCCGCAAAAACCAGAGACAGGAUCACUUGAAUGGUGCAGUGUCUGGCUCAGUGCAAGCCUCAGACCGCCUAAUGAAGGAACUCAGGGAGAUCUACAGAUCACAGAGUUACAAGACAGGUAUUUAUUCAGUGGAACUAGUCAAUGACAGCCUUUAUGAAUGGCAUGUCAAAAUAAGGACGGUAGACCCAGAUAGUCCAUUACAUAGUGACUUGCAGGUCUUAAAGGAAAAGGAAGGGGUGGACUAUAUUCUGCUCAAUUUCUCUUAUAAAGAUAAUUUUCCUUUUGACCCACCUUUUGUACGGGUUGUUUCACCUGUGCUCUCCGGAGGUUACGUUCUAGGAGGAGGGGCCUUGUGCAUGGAGCUUCUCACAAAACAGGGCUGGAGCAGUGCCUAUUCCAUAGAAUCUGUUAUUAUGCAGAUAAAUGCUACCCUUGUCAAAGGAAAAGCCAGGGUGCAGUUUGGAGCCAAUAAGAACCAGUACAAUCUUGCCAGAGCACAACAGUCAUACAAAUCCCUUGUGCAGAUUCAUGAAAAGAAUGGCUGGUACACACCUCCAAAAGAGGAUGGAUAACGAGCUACUACCACUAUGCACUGGGAACAUAUGUCUUUGGGUCAAAAUAUCUUGUUUUCUUUGGAAUAUUUCCCCCCCUCUGACUUGUUGGGAAUAUAUCAUCUUUCUCGUGGAAACCAGCUGGCAAAAUUCUUCCAUCUCGUUGGCUCGACAGACAAGUAUUCCUUCGCUCCACCGUGGGCAAGACUUCACUCUGGUAUCACCUCUCCCCUCAGUGUUUUGCUGAGGAGAAUGAUGUGAUGGUAUCAGUAGUCCUAUUUCUCUUUAAAUAUGCUCAUUUGUCUUUUCCUCCCUUUAAAUGUGGGGAAUUUUUUUUUCUAUUCCCCUUUAGCUGCUUUGACAAAGCGGGCUUGAUAAACAAUCAGUUCUCCCUUUUAAAUGGGAAUUUUAAAAGAAGAUGGAUACUGAAGCUCUUGAAGUGGCACCUCACCACAACUGUUUUUAUAGGCAGUGCCCCCCCCCCCCCCCCCCCCCCCCCCCUCCCCUUUUUGAAAAUUUACAGGUACACAAUGCAGAUAUUGUUAAUGAAAAUAUUAUUCAGCAAAAUAUGUUAGUGGAUUGUUGAACUUCCCAGACAAUAAAUGAGCCAGUUCCAUACUUGGAAGCGUGUCUUUAAAGUGAGAUAGCUUACAGCUCAGCAUCUUCUAGCUCCUAGUUUUAACGUAAAACAGCAAGUAUUAUUGGGCUAAGCAAAAUUAAAAUGUUAUAAUGGUGUUGAACUGAGAUUAAUGGUAAAUGGUCAACUAAGGGCCAGUGGAUGUCCCAGAAUACAGUCAGUAUAGCUCAAUGUGAGGGCAUGGAAAAGCUUUCAUGGGAAAAGGAAAACAUCCAUAGUAUGGAAUCUGGUCUGGAGGAUCUGGAAGACAAACGUUAAAGCAGAUGAAGUCUUUUGCCUUAUUUCUAUAAACACACAGGCCCAGAAAGUGCUCAGUUUGGCUAUGGGUCUUUCUACUGAUUACAGCUACAGAGAAGGAUGGUUAGUUUGAUGAUGAGAAUGAGGCCGUGGAUGUGCACCAAGUUGUUAACAGCUUGCACAAGGGCCUGUUGAGGACCACUGUUUCUGGAUACUGCGUAGAUUUGAUGACAAAGUCACUCUGUUAAACAGAGCCAUGAUAGGAUGGGCUUUUAAAAAGGAAAUAAAUGUUUAAGAUGUGUGAUUUUAAUUGUACCCAUUCCUGCAGCAAAUUUUAACUAUAGUUUCUCAAUAUAUAUUGAUUGUACUGCUUCAACCCUGCCCAGUUUACAUUUGAAACUACCUUGUCACAUAACAUUACAUGCAAUGGGUUCAUCCCGUACCAUGUAGCUCCUCGCAUUACUCUGCUGUCUCCUGGAGUGUGGAACCUUUUCAGUUAGGAGCUAUAAGGACAUCAUUUGUCAGGGCUUUGUUUGCUACCAUAAUAUACCAAGGAUGUGUAUAGGUGUCGGUGUGUAAUAACAACUAGGCUAAUCUGAAUGCCCAUAUUAAACUGUUUGACCACGCGAUACAGUACAAGAUCAGCACUAUUGUUUCCCCAGACCACAGGACGAGCACUGUAUCAGCCUAUUGGAUCUUUUGCAGUUUUAAUCUGAACACUGUCUGCAAAAGUACGUUUGAAUGACAACUCAGGUAACAAACAAAUACUUAAGUGGGGAGUAUGUACAUGAAAAUGUUCAGUUAUAGUUUAUUUUAUUGAUGAAUUAAUGCUCUGUACCUCUGAAGUUUAGACUUAUCCACUCACUGAGCUGGUUGUUGUCAAAAAACAAACAAAAAACAUCUCUAAUGAGCUUUACCUUGUUAUGGGUUACAUUCUGACUGAGGUUUCUAACAAACGUCAUGCAGUGAGAGGGAGGGCGUUUACUUACAGACCAUCAGUUUCUGUUGAAAGAUCACAUUUAGCAAGACUGCGGCUCCAUGAGAUGGCUCAUCAGUACCCGCUGUAGUAUUUUGUCUUUAUUCUCCCUAAUACUGAAGUACGUUUGUUUUUCAGAGUGUGGGUUGUCUUUAGUUUGUCCUGAUUCUGAACAUAUUUGCUCAGAUGAUGAGAUUGUUGCUGUAGAUAUCCGCACAGUAAUGAAUAAGUUGUAAGGUAAAUAUUUUCAAAUCAGGAUAAAUCUGUUUCACUGCAUCAUGUUCUUACAUGUUUGAAAUAUCUAGGGUGCAGACAGGACAUAGUUAUUGGGUAUCAUAAAUAGGAAUUAUCCUCACGUCCACAGGGGCUACAUUGUCCAGUACGGCACAGAAAAGAUGGAAGGUUAACUUGUGCGUCCCUUAAGGUUUAUGCAUAAAACCUCUUACACACCUGUGUUAUUGCCUCCUUGCAAAUGCCAAAUGUCUGGUCAGAGGGGACAUUAAGAGAUCAUUCAAGUUUGAUAGUAAUGCCGUGGUGAAUAGAUUUGCACGCUUCUCUUUAACUGGACAGUAUAUUGAAAAGGUUCAUCUAUCUCAAUUGUGAAUUCAUUUUCUGGCACCAACAAAUGGUUGACAGAUUAUCAAGUCUGGCACUGUUGGCAUGCUUUUUUUUUUUUGUUUUUGUUUUUAAUUUUCCAUUUAAAGAAAUUUUGACCAUGUACAGUAAUUUGUAAACUUGCAUCAAGUUUAUGAAUAAAGAAUUUUACGAUUA